AUGGGGUUGGAGCCAAAUGGCCAUGCUCUCUCAGCGGAGUCACUGCCGUCCACCUGCGAGAGCAGCCACAGCCCUGAACGCUUAGCCAGACUGUACAGCAAUCUGGACCCAGAGCGGCUCCGAGCCGUUCCUUUGAGCAUUUGUCUGGCGAACUGGGGCCGACAUUUCCGUAACGAAGUGGAGGGCGCAUUCUCAGUGGAGUCAGCAAAUGACCAUCUCAGCCAGAAGACUGAACAGAUCGACAAUUUUCUCAGCCAUGAUUGGGGUACCAGCCGCUUUCUGAAGGUGCUGACCUUGCUUUGGGUGUUCAACAUCCGAGCCGCCACUAUCGCAACCUUUCUUAUCAGUUGCAUCGUUGGCUUCCUCCGUAUUUAUGCCACAGGCAGCAUGGUGGACCACUGGUGCUCUAUCUUUUUUGGCUAUGCGACAUUCGUCAUUGUGUUUUGCUGGUGGCAAAGAAUGCAAUCUCUCUUUGGCUUCAGGCGCAUGGUUUUCCUUGAUAAACUGUGCAUUGCCCAGCACAAUCCGCAGUUGAAGCAGCAGGGAAUCCUGGGAUUAGCCAGCUUCCUACAGAAGUCCGACGCGCUCACGGUUCUUUGGACGCAACGUUGGGCAACUCGCCUUUGGUGCACCUACGAGUUAGCUGCCUUCAUGCGUCAGGGUAGCAAGCCAAUUCAGCUCAUGCCGGUGAAGCUGGCGGGCAUUUUGCUGAUGCAGGGAUCCUGCUGGGCCGCGAUCACCAUCGCCCAUGCGAUUGUGACCUCUGACGGUUCGGAUUCUAAUUCCGGCGUUUAUCAGCUGUCGCUCGUCGGCCUAGGGAUCUUCAGUGUGAUCCUGAUCGCUCUCCUCCCUUUGAUGGUGCACACGGGCCUGUGGUUCAUGAAGGAGCUGGCUGCGCUACCAGAGCAGUUGAAAGCGUUUCGAAUACAAGAUACUGAGUGCUACUGCUGUGCUCACGGCCAUCGCCACCCAAAGACGGGAGCAGCGAUUCCGUGUGACCGAGAGUAUGUGUAUUGGAUGCUCCGUACGUGGUUUCAUGAUCCAGAAGCACCGGGGGAGUCGUACCUGGAUUCGUUCAAUGCCUUGGUGAGAGAACAGAUGGCACCCGUUGUGCUUAAACAUGCAGGUGGGAGCACUCUGCCUUUAAGUUACGCUUUGUAUGCUUGUGCCGCCUGCAACUUGCCUUGGCUCAGUGACUACAUCCCCUGGUGGGCUGCCGCAUAUGUUUCAGGAUCGAAAGCUGGCGUUACUGGCUUUUUGUGGUGGCUGCGCGGCAUGAUGCUUUUCUUGUACCACCCUCUUCUGCAGCUCGCAAUGAUGCGAAUCUGCACGAUGAUGUGGAAGGUCUUGCUGCCACUGGCAGACCGAACUUGGCGCACUGUGUUGACAACACUGCAGAUUCUCAUCAUGAUCGUCAUUGCGAUGGUUCUUUGGCUCGCAUUUCGCUAUGUGUACCAGGCCACGGACAGCACAAGUUUGUUGCCGGCUGUGCCCUUUGUCGCACUUGCCAUCCUCGACAUCGCCCUUUUCUGGCAAUCCCGAAAUCGGCCUACAGCGUCUGCAGGACCAGAAGAAACAGGUGUGUCUUCAUCCCACGCCAUGGACCCUGAGCCCGAAGAUGUCGAAGAAGAUGGGAGGACUCCCAGUCGCAGCUGCAGCUGGCACAUCUCCGAAGCCGAGGCCGAAGGGCCAUUGGUUGAAGUGAAGCUGUAG
Symbiodinium sp. CCMP2592 is the source of this 1713-nucleotide messenger RNA. The record is from the annotation of a GenBank genome assembly. Lineage: Eukaryota; Dinophyceae; Suessiales; Symbiodiniaceae.